Molecule: messenger RNA, 960 nt
Organism: Vicia villosa (hairy vetch)
Lineage: Eukaryota; Viridiplantae; Streptophyta; Magnoliopsida; Fabales; Fabaceae
Product: protein FAR1-RELATED SEQUENCE 5-like
Exons: 2
Coding region: 1-960 (319 amino acids)
Molecular function (GO): DNA-binding transcription factor activity, RNA polymerase II-specific
Source: RefSeq, a predicted model, not a curated record
AUGGCAUUAACGAGGGUGAUACAGGUUGUCACGUUCUUACAUUUGUUAGUAACUAGAUCGCCGACGGGUAUGAUGCACCCCGAUAAUAUCUCAAGAGAAUUAGUUCUUUUAGUCGAUGUUUCUUCGAAUGUUGAAGGGGUAGUCGUAAAGGCGGUUGAUGUCGGCGGUGACUUUAAUAACAAGCAAGAGUUUGAUGAUCGUGAAAGCAUGCUCAUAUGGAUUAGUAGGAAUGCAACUAACCUUGGUUUUGAUGUGGAAAUAGGAAGAUCAAAUAAUGGUACGGCAAGAAGAAAUGCUUUCGUAACAAUGUUGUGCGAAAGAAGCGGGAAAUACCAUCCUCCUCUAAGGAAGUCUAAAAGAGACGACAUGAGUAGUAGAAAAUGUGAGUGUCCAUUUAAAAUCUGUUGUUAUAUGUUGGCUAGCAAGAAGUGGAGAUUUAGUUUUAUUUAUGGUUUGCAUAACCAUGAUUUGUUCUCAAAGUUACAAGGUCAUCCUAGUGUAUGUCGGCUCAAACCGGAAGAGAAGACAUGUUUUAGUGACAUGUUCUUGAAUCUUAUCCAACCAAAAAAUAUACCUGCCACAUUGAAACAGAAGGAACCCGACAACGUAUCAAAUAUAAGUCAAGUGUAUAACAUUCGGUACCUCAAUAAUAAGGCGAUUAGGGGAGAUAGAAGUGAGAUGCAACAACUCUUGAAAUUGUUGGAUGAUAACAAAUACGUGUCACGGUACAAAACUUGCGACGAUAGAGUUACUGUUCGAGAUAUUUUUUGGACUCAUCCGAAUUCGAUAAAGUUGUUUAACAUAUUUUCGACAGUGCUCAUUCUUGAUUCUAUGUGCAAAACCAACAAGUAUAGACUUCCGUUAUUUGAGAUGGUCGGUGUUACAUCCACCGAGAAGACAUGUGUGUUGGUUUUAAUUUUUUGGAGUGUGAAAAAGAGGAUAAUUUUACAUGGUCAUUAG